AUGGCUUCUGCUGUUGCUUCGGGAGUCAAAGAUGUUGCUGCAGCAGUCAAAGAUAAAGUGUCAUCAAGUACUACCGGGAGUGGUAGUAGUGGUUCAGUUCCAAGACCACAAUUAAAAAAUUUAACACGUACAAGAAUCCCAAGAGUUGCUGCUGUUGGUGUACUUCUAUGUGCAGCUUCGGGCUUUGGAUGGAAACUGCUUGUAACUGAUAGACAUAAAAGAGCAAUAUCCGACUUUUACAAAAAUUUUGAUCCAGAACGUGAUUAUGCAAGAAUGAAAGCAUCUGGUGUAUUCAAAACUAUAGGACAAAAAGAACGGCCGGAAUGGUUGACCGAAUAUGAAAGCGAAAUUGAUAAAGCAAUUGAGGCAUUGAAACAGCCAGAGUAG
Molecule: messenger RNA, 387 nt
Organism: Didymodactylos carnosus
Lineage: Eukaryota; Metazoa; Rotifera; Eurotatoria; Philodinida; Philodinidae
Source: the annotation of a GenBank genome assembly